AUGGAUACGUCGUUGUUGAGUACGGUUGUGCGGGCAAUCAAUCAUUCAUCAAGUGAUGUAAAAUGUGUGGCAGCUCUGGCUGUGCAUCAUAUUUCGGCAAGAAAGCUCACUGUCAAUGAAAUGAAGGGUGCACCACGAGAAGUGCUUGUCGAUGCCUACCAGACACUUCAAAAAGCUUUGAAAGAGACAGAUUUGGGAUUGGAACCGCUGUCGAACAUACCUAAUGUGCCGUGA
Gongylonema pulchrum is the source of this 234-nucleotide messenger RNA. The record is from the annotation of a GenBank genome assembly. NCBI's taxonomy places the organism in Eukaryota, Metazoa, Nematoda, Chromadorea, Rhabditida, Gongylonematidae.